AUGAGUCCUCAAGGCAUGACUCGCAAAAGGCCUGCUCCUGGCACAUCUCCAAUCGCUCAUCCACAAUUAGGCCCGAUCUCCAACUAUCCGCAACCCUCUAACACUCAGCUCUCAAACGACCAGUUCUUGCAAUGGGGCCAGAACACUUCCUCGAAUGUUGUCAGCCCAUCUUCCUUUUCUGAUGCGAAUCCUUAUGGCGCUACAGCAUAUUCGGCAGGUCAAGACGUGCCGGCACCUACAGCUACUGCAUCUACACAACUCGCACGUAGACAGACACCAAAUCAACUAGUCAGCCGGAAUCGCGGAUAUGAACAGACACCGACCCCCUUGUCUGACCAUGGGACGGGCGUGGUUGCGAAAAGGGAGGUGCAGGCCAAGAGGAAGCAGAUCCCCCCAUUCGUUCAGAAGCUAAGCAGUUUCCUGGACGAGUCUAAGAACACAGACCUCAUUCGGUGGUCCGAUGACGGAAACUCCUUUAUCGUGUUAGACGAGGACGAGUUCGCAAAGACCCUGAUCCCUGAACUUUUCAAGCAUAACAACUACGCUUCCUUUGUCCGCCAGUUGAACAUGUACGGGUUUCAUAAGAAGGUGGGGCUCUCGGAUAAUUCGAUGCGCGCCAGUGAACGAAAGAAUAAGAGCCCUAGCGAGUAUGCCAACCCAUACUUCAAGCGUGGCCACCCCGAUUUGCUGUGGUUGAUACAGAAACCUAAGAACACGGGAGGGCAAGGGAAUAAGUCAGGAAAGUCCAAUAUACGCGUUAAAACUGAAGAGGUGGAUGAACACGAGAAUGAUGAUUACGAUGAUGUCCCUGGUGCACGAGACGACCGAUCCCGGAACCGACAAUUAUCUCUAGUCCAAGGAGGGAAUAUUAUGCCGAAAGAUCAACUCGCGGGGGUUUACCGGGAGUUGCAGGCUAUUCGGCAGCAACAGCAGGUCAUCUCCAACACAAUUACCAAGCUACGGAGAGAACACGAGCAACUCUACGCGCAGGCCGCCAAUUUCCAGGAGCAGCACACUCGGCACGAGAAUUCGAUCAAUGCGAUUCUCACUUUUCUGGCGACUGUCUAUAAUCGCAGCCUUCAGGGACAGGAAGGGCCUCAAAACCUCGCCAACUCUUUUGCUGGAGCGAUCUCUCAGGAUCAAGGCAAUGUAGUCGACAUGGGAGAUGACUAUUCGCUGAGCACCUUAGGUGCUCAGCAUAUGAACAGCCCUGGAGGACCGCGAGCAAUGAAGAAGCAACCCCUGCUUCUCAAAGCUGCGCCAUCAGAACGACAGAGCCGCGCAACAACCCUCUCACCAGCCGCCAGUGCGUAUGAGGGUCCACAACCGCGGGGUCAUACUCGCCAGCCGAGUGCCCCCCAACACGGUCAUAUUGAAGAGGUCUUUGAUAGCAGUCCCCGGCCGAAAGAGACGCAACCGCCCCAAACCGAACAGUUUCCUCAGCGGGAUAUCAUGUCCGUAAUUCAGAAUAGCAAUGCGCGAAAUGGAGGCCCGCCCACAAGCUUUGCGGACUUUCCCAAUGUAUUGUCGUCGCUGGAAACGUCAAAUGGCAACGUUCCUCUUACUCCCAAUCAGCGCGCGGAUAUGCUCCGUCUCAUGGCCAAUGAGACUAGCACGGGUGACUCCAAUGUACCUGUGUCACAGAACAAUGCCCUAAUAACCCCCACACCACCGCCAAUGCCUCUCGGUUAUUCGAAUCGUCUUGCGAGCACCCGCGCGGAGAUUGACAACCUCGUGAAAAUGCAAGCUGAACAAGAUCGUUCAGUUCAGAAUUUAACAAACCUUCUACAGCCGCUCAGCCCAACAGGGACAAUCCCGGGCAUGGUAACAGGCGAUGGAAGUGUUCCUCCUCCCCCGCUAGACCUCGAUCAGAUUUUCAAUAAUGACUACUUCACGGACAUCGCGGAUCUUGAGCAUAAUAAAAACAACUUGGACUUUGGAAACACCACGACUGCGGUACCCGCUACGGCACCAAGCGAACCUGUCACGACAGGUGCAGAUGAUAGCGUAAUCAAAGAUGGAAACGACUUGUUUGAUUUUGACCAUAUCCCUGAUAACGGCGAUCUAUUCGAGGGACCGGACCAACAGCAACAGAACCCCGGUUUCUAUAACGGCUACGAUGGCAGUGGCUUUAAUAAUACGAUAAAUCCGGGUGCUGGCAGAAUCAUCGAAACUCUUACCGAUAGCGAAGCGACCAGCCCAAGUAACACCGUGGACGAGCCCGCACAAUAUGGCGUCCCUAACGGGGGCAAAGAUCUCCAGGGAGGUAAGGGAAUCGGCGGUAGCGCGAAGCGGCGCAAGAAGGCUUAA
Messenger RNA from Aspergillus nomiae NRRL 13137, 2310 nucleotides. RefSeq names its product heat shock transcription factor (hsf). Bases 1 to 2310 code for a protein of 769 amino acids. The transcript is spliced from 3 exons. Gene Ontology annotation, molecular function: DNA-binding transcription factor activity; sequence-specific DNA binding. The record is from RefSeq and is a predicted model, not a curated record. Lineage: Eukaryota; Fungi; Ascomycota; Eurotiomycetes; Eurotiales; Aspergillaceae. Gene Ontology annotation, biological process: regulation of DNA-templated transcription.